AUGUCAACUUCAAAAAAAUCCUCUGUCAAAUAUGUUGAGGAUGAAUGUACCGAUUAUGAACCUCCAAUGUUUCAUACCAGAACUAUCAACUACAAUCACCGCGUUGAUCCUAUAACGGUAACCGUUUCAAUCAAUGGGAACAAAAUUCCUAUGGAACUAGACACUGGAUCUUCUGUAUCUUUAAUACCAGAGAGCAUGUACAAAGAACAAUUCACUGAUGUGCCACUCAAGAAAACUCCAGUACGUUUGAAAACUUACUCAGGUGAAUGUAUCACACCGCUGGGAUCAUUGAAUGUGUCCGUCAGUGUUCACAACCAAAAAGGAAACGUUGAUUUACUCGUCUUACCCCAGAAAGGACCAGCAUUAUUCGGUCGGGACUGGCUACAGAAGUUCAAGCUUGAUUGGCAUGAAAUCAAAGUACUUGAUGUACUGAAAUCAACUACAAGUAAAGAUCAGAAGCUAAAAGCAAUAUUGGAUAAACAUCAGCAAGUAUGCUCAGAAGGUCUAGGGAAACUACAGAAUAUUAAAGCUACUAUCUACAUGGAGGACAGUGCACAACCCAAGUUCCAUAAAGCUAGGACAGUGCCUUAUGCUUUAAGAGGUAAGGUGGAAACUGAACUUGAGAGACUUGAGAAUGGAGGAAUCAUCAGUCCGGUACAACACAGCAACUGGGCCUCUCCUAUUGUUCCAGUACUGAAGAGGUCGGGACAAGUACGUAUUUGUGGAGACUACAAGGUAACCAUCAACCCUGAAAUGAAGGUGGAAAAAUAUCCGCUACCACGUAUAGAAGAUGUAUUCGCAUCGCUGUCUGGAGGUGAGAGGUUUACUAAAAUCGACCUGACACAGGCCUAUCUCCAGAUGGAGGUAGAUGAGACUUCCAAAGAACUGUUAACGAAUCAAUACCCACAAAGGUUUGUUCGAAUACAACAGACUUCCUUUUGGAGUAGCCUCAGCCCCUGCUAUAUGGCAAAGAGCUAUGGAUCAAAUACUACAGAAUAUACCAUUCACAUCAUGCAUACUUGA
Messenger RNA from Pecten maximus, 1023 nucleotides. RefSeq lists its product as uncharacterized. Lineage: Eukaryota; Metazoa; Mollusca; Bivalvia; Pectinida; Pectinidae. The record is from RefSeq and is a predicted model, not a curated record. The transcript has a single exon. Bases 1 to 1023 code for a protein of 340 amino acids.